UUGAAAGCGUGUUGGGUGCCGGAUGCCGCUGCGUUAAUCCGCAUUUUAUUUUCAAAAAUAUUUUGUUUUUGUGUCCACAAUGGGUUCAUUCCGGUUCGGUUUUGUUUAAGUUGUUUUUUAUUUUUUUAAAUUGGGUUUAUUUAAGUGAGUUGCCAUGCCUCAACCCACCACCAUUGACGUGCCUCAAUCACAGCACUGUUUGGCCAGGGCCCUUUACGAUAACAUUCCAGAUGCCCCCGAUGAAUUGGCGUUUCAGAAGGGCGACACCCUGGUUGUAUUGGAGCAGAAUACUGCCAAUAUUGAGGGAUGGUGGUUGUGCUCUUUGAGAGGCAGACAGGGUAUUUGUCCUGCCAACAGACUGAGAUUGAUCCCAGGAGUUUUUGACAGCUCCCGGGUAUGUUCACCUCAAUUUUUUGACGGCCACGGCGAGUUGACCUAUUUACAGAAGCAAGGGAAAAGGCGCAGUUGGCAGAACCAACCAAAUCAGGUAAUCACCCCGAAAAAAUUCAACGACGUCUACCUGUAUGACAUGCCACCGUCCCGCCUCUCACCCAUUCCAGUUCCCGGUCACAGCCCACGUGACUUCUCCAGCAACAACGACUGCGCCAGCUACGACGUGCCACCCCGCGCCAUCCCCGUCAACAACCUGAACUUCCAGAACUGCCCUCGAUGCUCCCCCGCCCCCUCGUGCGUCUCCCCGAUAAGUCGAGAAUCGGGCGAGGCCUACGACAUCCCCCGCAGUCACCAAACGGGACCCUUGACCCCCUCGAGCUCCGCUAGCUCCUUAACCGCCGACUCAUUCAGCUCCUCUAACAGGAGCAGUCUGGUCAAUAUGCCCGAUUACGAUGUUCCUAGAUCGGUGAGGGUUCUGGUGCCGCCCUCACACGGCACUUACGAUGUUCCUCCCUCGCACCAGCAGCAACUCAAAGAACUUCCAUUAGAACUGAACUCGGCGCUGGAGAGUUUAGAGAAGCUGGAGAGUGAUUUGUUGAGCGCGACCUCGCGGCUGCUGGGUUUCGUCGGUCCUUGUUGGAGAACAAGGGAGAGACUGGAACAGACGAGGAUGGAGAUCAAACUGGCUGUGACCAGAUUGAGAACGUCGUUGCAUGACUUGGCGGAGUUCGGCGAGGGUUCUCUGGGGAAUGCUGCCAAGGCGUCCGAUAAGAACCUGGUGGUCAAGCUGGCUCCCCUGGUUUCGGCUUUAAGGAAGUCGGAUAAUUUGGUGCAGAGCGCGUGCGAGGCGUUGGAGAGGCACAGUUGGGCGAUCAGUUUGCUCUCCAGGUGCGACACGGAGGAGAAACAGAAACCGGACGAGCUGGAGCAGCUGGUGGCGUGUGCGAGGGCUCUCACGGAGGACGUGAGGCAAAUCGCUUCGUUUAUUCAGGGCAACGGGACUUUGUUAUUUAAGAAGGAGAUUUCCAGCUCGGAGGCGUGGCACCAAGAGGACUAUGAUUAUGUCAGCUUGGAGUCCAAAGACAAUAUUGCUAAGCAGCAUGCGCAGAUUUUGAACGAAUUGCCGGAAAAGCUAAAAAAAGGUUAUGAUAACUGCGUGAAACACGCGGACGACGUGGCCUUCGAUUCCGUCUACAAGGGCCUACCCCACGACGACAAGCAGCUCCUCCAGUUCUUUGCUGCGCAGAUCGUCACGCAUCACACGAACCUCACGCAGUCCAUUGACGCCUUCCUGCAGACCGUCGAGCACAACCAGCCGCCGCGCAUCUUCCUUGCGCAUGGUAAGUUUGUCGUCUUGAGCGCCCACAAGUUGGUCCACAUUGGAGACACCGUGCACCGCAACAUUUCCAACAAAGAGAUCAAAGAGCGGGCGCUGAGUUGCGCCAACGCCCUCUCGGACGCCCUGGCCUCUAGCGUCAAUAAGACGAAACAGGCGGCGUUGCAGUUCCCGUUGGUCAGUGCCGUACAAGAAAUGGUGGAUUCGAUCGUGGAUAUUUCGCAUUUGGCGCGGGAUUUAAAGGUUUGUCUUGUGCAGGCCGCGCAUCCUUUGUUGUAAGUUGGUUUUUUACUUUUUUAUUGGGAGUCACAGAAAUGGCUGGUGAGGUAUGAUAAAUGCCUCAAUUUUAGAAAAACGAAUGUCGCAGCUUAGUAAGCUGAAAAAUAAAUUGAGUUUCUGAAAAUUAUUUAAAAAUUCGCCAUUUCCUACGCUGCGCAGCCAAACAGACUUAAACGGUUCAAGCCUCGACGUACGUUCUUUAAAGUGGUUUUUGCGGUAUUAAGCUUUGACAUACGGUUUUUUGUUGUUGUUGAAUGCAAGGCAUCAAACUCUAAUUGUGAUAAUUGAAAAAGAGUAUACCCUUGAUGGGUUGGUUUGAAUAGUUUUCAAAUUUGUAGGCAAGUUUCCUAAUCAUAAGAUCAAGUUAUUGAUUCUAAGAUAUUUAAAAGAGUAUUGUUUUAGAAGUGCUGUAAGAAGUCAAAAAGUUUAAAAAAAGAGCUCCUAUCUCAUUGAUUUGUGUCUGAUAUUUCCAACUGAAGUUUUUAGCUGUUUUAUAAUUCGAAAAUGUGAUUUUUUCAUUGGGUUUGUUGGAUAAAAGUGACUCAACAAGUACCUAUAAGAAAAGUAUAAUAAAAAAAGUAACGUAAAAAAUUAUGGCAGUUCUUUUCUACAAAUUUUUUAUUCUAAUUCCAAAUAUUUCCGGAUACAGUCGAAAAAAAAUAAAUUCAAAAAUGUCUGUGGCUAUUUAAAGCCGUAGAACAACAUAAAUGACACUUUACAUGAAAGUAAUUUCAAAUUAAUGAUAAAAGACGUCAUUUCAUCAAUUUUAAAUCACCAUCAUAUAGGGCGACCAAAGUGGCUAUAAAAAGCGUCACUUAUUUUACUCGGCGGCUUUCAACAAUACCUUAAAAUAAAAUUAAAAAAAUAUAAAAAUUGAAUUUUUAUGUUUUUUCUUAAAUUUCUCCGGAAAUAUUCGAUCUUAAAAUAUUUACGCCUCUUUUACGGUUUCCCAGACCCCAGUGCUUAGCGUCCAAUUUGGAACACCCUGUACAUGACUGGUUUUUAAUUUUUUGGAAAUUGCUGAUAUAAAAAAUUAGAUUUUACCAAAAUAUUAGCUGGACAGAAAUAGCUAAAACACCCACCCUAAGGAUUUCUUUUUUUUUUGGAAAUUUGAAAUUAUGAAAUCUGGUGAUGAUAUAAAAAAUCUAGUGAUUUUAUCAGUGUGUUACUUGGACACAGGUAGCUAAAAAAGAGUACCUACUCGAUGGAUUUAUUUCAUGAAAAAAUGUUUAUCGUACUAUUGGCCUCGUUGGGCCAAAGUAGCUGAAAACGAGUGCCCAUUCGAACAAUUCAUUUUGAUUUUUCUUGGAAAAUUUUAAAUUUUAAGAAAACAAGUGAUUAAACGCAAAAUUCUAUUUUCAGUCUUAAUUGGAUACAAGUUAGCUGAAAAAGAGUACCCGUUCGAUAAACCUAUUUCAAUUUUAACUAAGUGAAAAUUUUAAGAGAUUUACUCAAAAUUCCAAGAACAGACUAUUAAAUUAGACAGACAAAAUUUAUAUUAAAAAAUGUAUUUUACGACAACUAACAUGAAAUCCUGUUUUUCUUAUCUUGUCGUCCUGGCAGACACGUUUUAGGCCCAGAAAAUCUUCUGCGUCACCUUUUUGAAAAUUAUUGACACUUUUCAGGAGUUUUACAGUAUAAAUACCAACUAAAUUGUUACAUAACACGAAUACGUUGAAAUGUAAAAAAAAAUACAAUAAUGUGAAUUUUUAGUUUGAAAUAAUUGAUUACUCUGGAUGUAUUUUUAAAAUCAAUCUCACCCGUGGAGGCAGUAGUGAAGGAUUGUAUUAAUGUAGGAAAAUGUAGGAAAAAAACCAUAGUGAUAAGAUUUGUUAAAUCCUCCCAAGAGGUUUGAACAUUUUUUUUUGGGAUUUUUUUGGAUGUCAUAUAAUGAUCCUGGAGGAUGGAUAUACAGUGAUCGUUCAAAAAAAUCCUAAAAAAAAUGUUCAAAUCUUUCGAGAUGUUAAAAAAACUCUUCAAUAUGGUAUUUGCCCUAUAUUAGUACACUCCUUCAGUAGUGUCCGCCACGGACGAGAUUGAUCUUAAAAAUACAGUUGCCAAUUAUUGUGAACUAAAAUUAUUUUUUUUACAUUUUAAUGUGUUCCCUCGUGAAAUAGUUUUGUUGGUAUUUCUAAGAUUUUCUAAGUAGAACAAUCUUGCAAUUCACAUUCUUUGAAAUAGUACAAAUCUUGCUCACUUAAAAUUAUAAAAAGUUCCUUCAGUGAAAUUUAUUGUAGAGACAAUAAGUAGAGACAACUGGAAAUAUUAAGCAAGAUACUCCAAGGAAAAAAGUAAAAUCUAUAUCGUCACAAAUUCAUAAUUAGUUACAUAUUUUUUUGAAUAUUACGUCCCUUUUGCAAUAAAUAUUAAUUUAGAAAAUAAUCUCAUACGCUCACUGUUCCGAACAUCUUAUCUCAGCGUUUGGUGGGGGUCAGGAAUAUGAUCCAUGCGAACAAGGUCCAACUAAAUGGCGGAAAAUUAUACUUAUCGAUGCUUGAAUCUCAUUCAAGCAGAAUAUCUACUGCGGUGAUCGUUUUAGUAAUCUUCUAACACCUUGCAGAUGUAGAGGUAACCUUGUGUAUCCGAAGUGUCUGGAACAGUGACUGAAAAAAUCUAACCACAACCCUGAUGAGUUCUGUCAGCAUCACUAUAGAAUCAUAGCAGAGCCAAAGUACAAUAUUUCAUUGUCGUUUUUGGUCUUUCUACGUCAUCCACGAUCCCAUUUAAAGAAAAUACUUUGGAUUUGAUGUCGUUUAGCGUCUUCACUUCUUCAGCAAUGACCUCAACUAUAUCAACUAUAUGUGAAGCACUAGUAAAAUAAUAUUGUGACUGGGAUCAUUAUUAUUAAUAAUCAUUAUGGUUUUAUCUAGUGAUUUUAUUUAUUUUUCUUGGCUCAUAAUGCCAAUGCAGAAGCAUGCCAUCGAUGCAUGGAGGAAAUGGUGUAAUUCUAGUUCGCAAAUCAGGGUUGCUUUGUCGAAGAUCAAGAUGAAGAAAAAGUCUAUGAAGAAAGAAGACAGAAGUCAUAUACCUAAUUUCCUGUAGAAAUGUAGAUUAACAUCGAUAAUUAAAAAAGCGUAUACGAUAGUAUUUUCUAUAUUUAUUGAAAAAUUGACUUAAUAACCAACAAAGUAGGAAACUGAUCAUUAUUUGUGUUAAAAUAUGUCUGCUUAGAGAUAUAUGUUGGGCUUAUCUUCUAUUCUUAAUUAUUUAUUUAGUCAAAAAAAAACUAGUACAAGUUUUUAUAAAUAAAUAAUUUAAUACAAAAUACCUAUAUACACUUAAUAACAAUGUUGUCACCUAUAACCUAUACAAUUACCACAAACUUAUGUAUAUUAUUCAAAAAUAAGACACAAAUUAGACAAACCGACAUGAAAAAUUGUUUAAAACUAAGUGGUUUUUUACUUAAUUUACAAUCAAAUGAUUUUUUCAUCUCUCUUUUUAAAAAAUUUUACAUUUUCUAUUGGCAUCAUAUUGUAUUUGUUUAGAGCAUUAAAAAAUAUAGAAUUUUGAGCGUGUUCUUGGGCAACUCUUAGUGUAUAAAAAUGAUUUUUUGAUCGCGUGUCAUGAUCAUGUAUUUCAACAGAGAAUAUGAUUUCAGUCAACAAAUACUGUGGAGCAUUGCCAAUUUUAAUCCUGUGGACAAAUGUCAGCGUAUUGAGCAGAAUUUACAACCAUUCUAAAGCCUGUAAUAUGUCUUUUAUUGGAGUUAAUCUUGGUUUAUCUAAUUGGGACUACUAAUUUUGAUUAAUAGAAAUAAUUGGACUAGCUGAAUACCAAAUUCCACAGAAAUUAUUGACACUUCUCUUGUAAAAAGGUGGAAAUUUAACAGCUCUAAUCCGAUUUAAAAUCUGAGAUACUUUAAGAAGUAUUGUUUCGAGUGAGGAAAUGAGAAUUUAAUUUAAGAUUAUUUAAUUGACAGCACUGUUUCAAAUCGAGUAUCUCACAGUUUUGAAUCGAAGUUACGCGUCUAAAUAGCUUGAGAUCAAAUCGAGUAAAUAAUUCGAUCCAUGGGUAAUUCAGAAUAGGAAAGACCAGAAUACCGUUGAAAUAAUGAAAAACUAUUUAAGUUACUUUAAUUUCUCAAGAAAGUGAAGUUAUAAGAAGCAGCAAGUAUAUCCGAUUCGGAUCACGACUUGAGUACACUACCUAAGUAGUGCCAAGAUACUCACUAAAAUUCAAUUCACAAUGCUUAAAUGAAAUUAAAAAUAAUCAAUUUAAAUGAAAAAAAUACCUUGGAGACUUCAGAACUUUCAGUAACAAAAACAACGACAACAACAGUAAUAAAACACGACUAUACUGAUGACAAAAUUACGGAAACUUCAGCUGAGUCUGAAUAGGAACAACUGGCCAAAAGAAAAUACUUGGAAUGAAUUUUGAAAUUAAACUAUGCCGCUAAGUGGCAUAUCCACAAUGUCGGUUCUGCACAACAGAAUUUGAUAAAGUUGGUUUUAUUUAAGGAGAGAAGGUUUGGUAGUUAAAAGGAAAUAAUCGCUCCGUUGCAUUGAUCCUCGCUAGAAGGCCUUAUUUAAUGCCAAUGAUUCUUUAGAAAUUUAAACAGCAUUUAUGCAUCAUCAAAAAAUAUAAAGAUUCAAAACGAUAUAUCUUCAUUAGCAAUCAAGCAGGCUGUGGAAAAUGAAAAAACAAGUUUACAGUUACUCAAAACUACUUCUUAUAAGUUGUUUUGAAAAAAAGGGAGGUUGUUUAAGUUACUCCCUCUAGCAGUGAUCGCUAAAACAAUGUAACCCAGUGAUUGUUUUUUUAACUAAUAAACCUUCUAAUUUUAAUUAAGACCAAGUUUUUCCCUGCCUUAAUUUUACAUCAAAAAGUGUUACACCAAAAAGGUGUCACUUUUAUCAACCGUUUUUUUUUCCGAUUUAUGGUAUCUAACAAAGAAACCCCCUAUGCAAACAUUAAUAUACAAAUACAUUUUACUAAUAUAUAGAAGAUUAAAGUUCUACAGUAAAUGAAUAAUAUAACCGGAAAAAAAUAGAUUUAAUGCUCAAGGAAAGUCGCGUAUGGCAAAUUUAAGCGAUAAAAUCAGAGGAUAGAAAAUCCUUCCGUCUCAUUGCACCAAAAAAGCAAAUUUUGUAAAUGGUGUUGAGCUAAUCCCGCUACACCUUUCGCGCAUUAAACAGUAAAUACAGUCAUAUUAUAAUAUAAUUAAAGUCUUAUAGAGCCAAAUCAUGAUCUUAUACUGAAAGUCAACUCUGAAAAUUUAAUUUUCAAUAAUCAAAUUUAAAAAAAAAUGUUUAUCUGUUUCUGGCUGAAAUGGCUAAAUUUCACCAUUUUUGAGAAAAAACUAUUUACCUAGUCAGCGAGCCAUAAAUAUGUUAAAUUAAAAUUAAUGUUGUCACUAGAAAAAAGUUGCAUUAACCAUUUUUCUUAAAUACGUGAUUUACAGGAUCAAGUUUGAACCACCCUGUACAUAUUAAAGACGUAUUUUACAGAAAUGUGUAAUUAAGGUUUUAAACUUCUUUUUUUACGUUAGACUCGCGAAUACCUAACUUUCCUAAGUCGUUUCCCAAAAUAAUUACCUAUUAUAUAAAAUUAAUUUGAAACAUUGGCACCCUAACUAAAUUCCAUUAUUUUGAUAUAACGAAUCUAAUAGAUCCUUUCGUUUUUGAGAUAUCUUUGCUAUAUUAUGAUUUUUCCCAAAAAAAUACUCAGAAAUAGCUAAAAUUCAAUAUGAAAUUUGCACCUUUUUUUUUUCCUGCUUAUUCAGAUAAUAGCUUUAUAUGCCAUUUAGAUACCCAAUCAACUAUGAGUGGGGUAGCUAUGGGAUAAUACUUAAAAAACUUUAUAUAAAAUCAGUGUGUAAGUAGAAAGAAAUUCGAACUCAGCUCAUGAAAACUGCAUCUUACACAAACUCACAUAAUAAUUCUAAAUACGUAAUUUGAACGUGAUAAAAAUGCUUUUGAAAUUGUCAAAAAAAAAUAAAAUUCAUAUAUGAAGAAGUUUUACCAAAUAACCCUAAUACUAUAUUCAACUGGUUAAACCUGAAAAUUCCUAGUCCAUAAAAGUGCAUUUUAUUAGUCUACCUGACUGCUGCUGACAUACAAGAACCUUAAAAAGUUAGACAUGAAACACCCCGAUGAAGAGCGAUUUGGGAAGAUCCAUUCAUUCCGAAGAGUUAAUGGAGAAGAAUCAAGAUCUUACAAGAGCAGGAUUGGGCCAGUAAAAAAGCUUGGUCGAAAAGAAUAAAAAACUUUUGAAAACCUAAGAGAACUAGAAAACUUAAUAUUUUUAAGAAAACCUUAAAAAUAAAUAAAAUUUCCAAAAACCUAUUCAUUCAUAGCCCUUAUUAACUCUUAAUUCCAAUUUGAAAAAAGAUAAAAUGACUUAAAAUGAAACACUCGCAACAAAAAUUGAGGUUAGAAUUCCAACCAUAGAGCCGAAACAAUCCUACUUUGACACAAGGCAGCACAAAGCAUUUUUAAAUACGCCCAAAAAAAAUGAAAAUCAAGAAGCAUAUGUCAUAUUCGUAGCCCUUAAUUACCACGUUAUUUCAAUUCAAGAAAACACAAAGCAAUUGAACAUGAAACACUCACGACAAAAUUUUUAGGUUAAACUGAAAUUAGAUUAGUUAGACAAAAGUUGAGGUUGGACUACCUGCUAUGGAGGCGGCACAAUCGUACUUUGACAGUUAACACAUAACAGCCAGUACAAAUCUAAAAUAGAGUUAAAUUAAAGAGAACCCAAGGGAACUUGGUAGUUUUCUUUUACCACUAAACUUAAAUGAAGCCUUUAAUGUUACUCUAGUAAUUUUAAAUAAAUAUUGAAGUAAUAUUAAGAUGCAUCGUUUAGCAACAUACUUUUAGUCAAAAAGUACAGUUAAUAUUUAUAUAUAUAUAUAUACAUAAGUAUGUAAUAGAUUUUAAAAAAACACGUACAGGAAAUACAAAAUCAUAAAAUUGUUUCAUUAUCACAUGUAUAAUCAUUAAAUUUAUUUCAACAAGUGGGUAAACGACAAUGUAUUCAAUUGCCUAAUUUAUAAUAGACUAAUUUUACAAGAAUACUGCGACAUUUUGAUUUCACAAAUAAAAUAUAGAUUCCAAGUUACAUGAUACUUAGAUGUGUUUCAAAGCUACGAAAAAACUUUUCCAAAAGUCAUUUUUGAUGAUUAGUCAAUUAGCGAAGUAUGUUGUUCUGAAACCUACAAAAUUUUUGAAAUUGUUUGUUCUACAGCUCCAAUAAUAAUUUGUGAGUGUAAAAGAUAUUUUUGAAUUCUAGAAAAAAUUAGGUGUUUUUUAAGAAGUACGACGGCUCAAAAUAAACUUAAUGCGCUUAUUAUGCUUUGAAUAGAAAAAAACUUGUACAGAAUAUUUUAAAUUCUGGCAAGUGAUUGAAGUAUUUUUUCUAAAAGAAUAGAUUUUAAAUUCUCAUAAAAACAUUCUCACAUAAAUAAGCAAUCUGUUUUUGUAGAUUUAUACUUUUGUUCUUUAAAUACUUUAUUUUAUUAACAUUUGUUUUCCAUUGGAAAAAUAUAAUGAGAGCGUUUAGACUGAUGAAUUCUAUACAGGGCAAAGCCAGAAUUUUUAAGAAGACUCGAUGCUCCAAAAAUAUUUUUUUUAAUGACUUUCGGUCAACAAUUUGGACCUAGUUUUUUAUCAUCCGACGGAUUACAAGUAAGGAGCAACGUUUAACUCAAUUUCUCCUCGUCAAUCAUAUUAGUACUUCUGUAGAAAUGUUUGGAUAUACGCUAAUUACUGGAAAACCUCCAAUGUUUUUUUAAAUUUUGUCAAUAAUCAACCAAUCUGGAAAAUAGUGAGUUAAAAAACUAUAUUAUAUUAAAAAAUUUAACUGUCACAAAAAAAGUGAGGUUAGAACAAUGUGUAUUUCACGUAGUUACAUUUUCUACUAUGGAGGCGCAACAAUCGCACUUUGACAGUUGACAACUAAGACAAUAUAAGAUGCCAGCAGCUUUAAAUAUGGUGAAGGAAAACCCUAGUGGCUUUCUUGGUAGAAGAGUAUAUAAAACUUACUUUUGGCAAAGGAAAUCUUAGGUUUGUUUCUUCUGGAAGUAAAUAUAUUCUAAAACCAUUAUAUUUUUCCGUAAAACUAUCAAUUUUUAAUAAUAAAAUCGUCCAGGUGUAUUGAAAUUAUUUGAAAACAAGCAAAAACUUUUUGGUCAACUACCAUCGAAAUCCCUGGAUACAUUUUCAAGAAUACAUUAAAAAAAUAUGUUAUUUAAUUAAAAAAUUACAUUAUGCACUCAAUAUGUAUAUUAAUAAAUAAAAUUUACCUAAUUAAAAAAAAAAGAAAAAUUAAAGUUGGGAAAGCAUUAAUGAUUUACAAAAUAUGGAACUUAAUUUUAAAUUCUAAGAUAUCAAUGAUAUGGAAAUAAUUAUUAAUAAAUAAGUAAAUAUUUGUACUCAUAAUUUUUUAACAGUUUGAAAUCAAAUGUUUUUAGUUUACAACACUUCCUACCUACUAAUCACUAAUCUACGGAUAUUAAGCCACUUAUAACUGCAAAUAUUUUUACUUAAUGUGUUGGCAUUACUUGGCAAUAAUUAAAGUACAAUUCCCUUCGCUUCCCGAGUGAGUUUUAAAUGUUUUGGUUCAAUUCUUGCUCAAUUCUUAAAAAUAAAAUAUGUAAGCCAAGAUAUAAAAAUGUACAACAAAAGUAACAGUGCCGAACAGUGAAAUUAAUAACCAAAGUCAUGUGCCAGCCCAAGAGGUAGAGAUGGAAAUUUAUUCACCUGCUACAUAGCAGAUGAUCAGACAAAACUAAAUAACUGAGAUAAGAAGAAUUUAUCUUUGGUAGGGCUUCAUACUCGCGUAGUACAUCCUGAAUCAAAACUAGAAACUAGUCCAAGAAGCAGAGCUCAUCAGCAUGAGAGGGGCAAAGGCUAAAACCAACUAAAAAUAUAAAAACUGUCUCAACAAGAGUCUCAACUUUUAAUAUUCAAAUUUGAAAUUUGUAACGGCCGUACAAAUUUUCGUUUGAAUAACGCAUAUAAAAUUUAAACUAGCGAAACGAGCGAAUUACUCAUAAAAAUCGAAUGACAAUUCACUCAAGCAGAAAUAAAAUUGAAAAAAUCAAGUAAAUUGUGAUUUUUUUGACGCAUAAUGUCUCUUCCCUAAACAGAAGCUUUAACAUCACGGCAUAUUCAGAACCCAGAGUGACGCUAUCAAGAAACACAUAGAUCGGACAAAACCAAGACAAUCGUGUCAUGGCUCUAAAUCCAUGAAGCUUACGAAGUGACAUAGUCAAAGGCCUUAGAUACAUCGCAAAAAAACCGACGACCACACUUGCUUAGUUAGAACCAAAGAACCUAGAUGUCUUCACGAAAUAAUAUAAUAAUAGUUUCCAGGAAAGAUGAAGAAAAGCAGAAGGUUUAGAGUCCACAAUAAAAGCGAACAGAGGUCGGAGAAAACCAUGGUAUGGCACGAUGGCUCUAAAUUCAUGAAGCUUACGAAGUAAUACACUCAAAAGUCUUAGAUAAUAAUAAAUAAAAGUCUAAGAUAAUAAAAUCUUACCUAACAAUAUUUUUCUCGAAUCACUGUUACUCAAAACAGAAUUUUUUCUAAAGCACUAUUUUUCACAUGAACUUUUAAAAAUCUGGGGAAUCAAUAGAAAUAGACGUUUUUUCUUUAAAUGUAAGAAAAUACUUUUUCUGGGCAGUUGAAGUCAUUUAUUUGAUUACUUGGAAAAAAGUGAUCUCAAUUGCUUGGAAAAGAUUUCAUUGUCCGUUCAUUGAAUUCAAUAUUGAUUUUCUAGAAAUUGCUGAAUCAUAUUUAUCUUCCAAGCCGUUGAAAUUUGAAGAAAUCUCAUGUAUUAUGUUAUUGCCUUCUUUGACAUUGAUAUUAAAUGGAGCAAUUUCCAAACUAGCUGAACUUUAAAAAUUCUUUUUUUUUUUGAAAUGUUUAAGUUGAAAUAAGUUUUCGAUAACUUUUAUAUAACUUACACUGUCUGGAAGAAAAUAUUAUAUUUUUUAUUACUAAUAUCUUCAGGAAUCCAGACAUAUUCGUUUUACAUAAAUUUUCAAAUAUUUAAAAAAAUUAAUUCUUUCAGGUAGAUAAAGUUUAGAAAAACUAAAAAUUUUCCAAGAAAUCUAUUAAAAGCUAGUCUGCCUGAAAAUAUUCUCUUCUUUAAUUAACAUCUUCAGGAAUCGGAAUAAAAUUCGUUUUACAAAAUUUACUAAAUAAUUACAAAAUUUAAUUUUUCUAGUUGUUGGAGUUAAAAUUGUCCAAGAUAUCACAUGAAAAAAUUACUUCAGUCUCUAAAAGAUAUAAAUUUCGUGUCUAACAUUUACAUAACUUCAACUGCCUGCAAGAAAUAUAUUCAUUAAUGUUGAUUAAAAAAUUAUUAGUAACAUAAUUUUUUCAGCUAGUUGAAGUUUGGAAAUCUUGAAAAUUUUCCAAGAAAUCAAAUGAAAAAGUUACUUAAACUGCCUUCUUUUCUCUCAUUAAAAUAAUAUUAUAAAUGUUAUUCUCCAGGCAGUUAAAGUUUGGAAAAAUUGAAAAUUGUCCAAUAAAUCAAAUGUUAAUUUAUUAAAAUUAAUUUUAAAAAAUUAAUUUUGCACUAAAGAAUGUAAACUGUUGGAAGAAAUUCCACUGCGUGGAAGAAAAUAUUUUCUUGUUUGGUUAACAUCUUCAGCAAUCCAAAAAAAUCAUUGACACAAAUUUCCAGAUAAUUAAGAAACUCAAUUCUUGCUUCCAGGCAGUUGAGGUUUGUAAAAACUUAAAAAUAAUAAACAUCAAAAAUGAGGUUAAGGACGCAGAUCCAAAACAGUUUUGUUUUCUGUUAAUGUCACAUUAUGACAGUUGACACUUGACAAAUGUCAAAACGGAAAAGUGAGGUUAGGUACCAGCUCUAAAAUAUACAAUAUCCGUUACUUGAAAAUAUGUGCAAUAAUAUAAGGUACCACUUAAGGUUGAAAACAUUUUUUUUGUCGUAGGGACGCAUCACAAGCACUUUGACAAAUGGGAAUUGGUCCAUGCCUUUAAUAUUUGGAAUAUUUAUUAAAUAUGGUAUUUCACUUAAGUUAUGCCAAAUGCAAUUCGGACUAUUAAUCUUGACCUACAAAACCGUAAAAAAAAAUAAUCGAAAUUUAGGGACCUGACUUGUAGUUCAUUUUCUGGCACACCAAUCGUCUGUAAAUAAAUCAUUAUCUUAUUUAUGAUAGGAAUGAGCCCGCCAUUAGCCCUAAAAUUAAUAGUAAUGUAUACUCACCAAUCUUUUCUGUGACUCCUAAGUUUGUACAUUUCUGUUAAAAAAAAUUUCAUACUUUUAUACUACGAGGCUAAACGAAAAACCCGUUGCACUUUCCAUGCCCCCUCAUAGUUUAAAUUGUACAAAAAAAAUAUAUGGCCAUAAUUGUUUUACAGAUUAUAAUAAGAAAACAAAAAUUGUUCCGGGGGUAUGGUAAGUGGCGUUUAUUAUUAUUAUUAUUGUAAGUAAUUGUUUCGCCAAUUUGGAGUAUUUAGACUGAAAGACACAAAAACCGAUUUGUACAUAAAAAUGUACAAUUUUAGCGCAACAAAACACACUUUAUUUUAUCGGCGUUUUUGUAUAUAUAGUUUUAUUUUGUGUUAUUUUAUUUUAUUUUUUAUUAAUUGUUUAAGUAAUAAAUCGUAUUAAUUUUUAUUUA
Messenger RNA from Anthonomus grandis grandis, 13602 nucleotides. RefSeq names its product breast cancer anti-estrogen resistance protein 1 (gene p130CAS). Gene Ontology annotation, molecular function: protein binding. The record is from RefSeq and is a predicted model, not a curated record. NCBI's taxonomy places the organism in Eukaryota, Metazoa, Arthropoda, Insecta, Coleoptera, Curculionidae. Bases 155 to 2008 code for a protein of 617 amino acids. The transcript is spliced from 5 exons. Gene Ontology annotation, biological process: cell migration; cell surface receptor protein tyrosine kinase signaling pathway. Gene Ontology annotation, cellular component: cytoplasm; plasma membrane.